AUGGCGUCCAGCAGCGGUGCGACCUUGAACGAGAACCAAGCGAUCACUCGAUCGGGGGCGGCCAGGAUCAGGAACGAGUUGCGCUUCGAGGUCGUCGAAGCAGCAGUCGAUCCUCUGGCUGGAGAGCGCCCACGGGCUGCCCGUACCCGUCCGACCGCGAUCGCCAACAGUGAUGUUCAGCCCUCUCCACACUUCCGCUUCCUCGAUCUCAGCCCAGAGCUAAGGAACAAGAUAUACGAGUACGUCGUGGUUAGCCCAGAGCCUGUUGAGAUCGCGGAGGGUGUCAAAGACAUUCCUGGCAUCGUCCAUGCGAACCGCCAGAUAUUUUUCGAGUCUCAAACCAUCUUCCUCGCGGACAACGAGUUCAUCCUCAUGUGUGAAGACGCGGAUAUCAGCCCGCUCUGUCGCUUUAUGCGCGCACUCGACCUCUUCAACAACCCCACCCGCCUCGCGCAGCUCGGCCCUCUCACCAUCUUCUGCCAUGGCUUCGUCUUUCCAUCGCAAGAAUGGAAUCCGCCGUUCACCUAUCCAGACCCGGAAGACUGGCAGCGUUGGGAAAGCAACCUCCAGAAGCUACAAGCUACUGGCCUAGCUCCAGAGCAGCUGAUCUGGCUUGCUUGGCUUCCCGUGAAGCAGGACGGUGGCCGGACUCUGGGCUGGGACGAGUUUGGGCCCGGUGAAGCUGGUGCCAUCAAGUUCAUCUUCCACAACUACUUCCUCGAGUUUUUGAUGAAAGAGGUGCGCUAUUUCGACACCAAACCCACCCCUCAGUCAGCUGCAGUGUAUAAGCAGGUGAAGGAAGACUGGGAGGUCCUUGGCCUAGAGGAGGAUGCGGCCAGUGAGAUGGAGAACCACCUCGCCGAGUACUGCAGCGAACGCGAACUCAUCUACAUAACGCGCCAGGAAGAUCUCGUACAAGAGCGGAAUAAGCUGGUGGAGAAAGUCAUCGACAAGACCUGUCAGACGUUGAGGCCAGUAGAGCCCCUGGCUCUAGCUUUACAAGAGCUGGUCGAGUUCGAUCUGAGGCAUGGCGCUGCAAUCCACCGCGAUCCAGUGCGUACGACUCGCCUCCACAAUCUCCUCGUGGCAGAAGCCAAGCGGCUAGGAGAGCGGUUGUCUCCGGAGUCGACGGUGAUCCAGCAAGUCCAGAUGACGAGCAUCUUCGAAAACGAGGGGGACACGGAGGAAGAUGCUAUAGUCGCGCGAAAGAGUGACGCGGACUUGGACAAGUUGCACGAUGAGCAAGGUAUGGUCUGGCGUGUCGAGGAGUAUGUGCGGGACUUGGAUACGCCGUCCUGGGAUAGGCCAUCCUGGAUUAUGCCGUCCUGA
Molecule: messenger RNA, 1329 nt
Organism: Zasmidium cellare ATCC 36951
Lineage: Eukaryota; Fungi; Ascomycota; Dothideomycetes; Mycosphaerellales; Mycosphaerellaceae
Exons: 2
Coding region: 1-1329 (442 amino acids)
Source: RefSeq, a predicted model, not a curated record